GAGUCACGUGGUGACGAGUGUAUGAUUGGUGUUCGAAUAGCACGAGAAAUCAGUUCUAGCCCGUCUUCUUACAAAGACGCAUCUAUCAUGGACGAAUACGGGGAUGCCGGUAUAAGUUCCGAGGUCCAGCAAAUAAUUAGCUCCGAAGUUAAAAAAGCAGUGGAAUCGUCCCAAAAUCAAAUUUUAAGCAGCAUGAAGACUCUGAUAGACAGCAAUUUCAAGAAUUUUCAAUCGUCUAUGGAAACAACACAGAAGGAACUCUCGUCAUCGCAGUUAGCGAAAAUAGAGGAGAACAUUUUUGGUAGUUAUAAGUUUAAACGUCAUGGAAACGAAGCGCAGUACCGGGGAAACGCACAGGUCAUCACUAAGCUGAGGGAAGCAGACGCCAGUUUGGACAGCGCCAACCUUGGCGUUGAAAACAUAAACACCGCCCGGACAAAGAUUGGUGAAGGUAUUGAACUUUUGAAUGAGAGACAGAAAUUGAUAAAAAUAGCUGAUUCUAGUCCUUUAGGGUGGAAGGUAGUAGCUGAAUACCAAGCUAAUCCCAUCGCUGACGAUUCUGACGAUGAAAAAAGAAUAAACAAGGCGCAAAAUAAAGCAGAGAAAAAGGACAAACAACAAAAGGCACAGCGGAAAUCAACAAACGACUAUUCAAGGCCACACCCAUACAAGAAAGACAACUCUAGGUCACCUACGGUCAAGCCAGGGACGUGCUAUCGAUGCGGGUUUAAAGGUCACUGGGCGAGAGACUGUAGAAGGAAGCUCAACGAUUCGGCAGAGAUAAGUAUUGUUACAUGUAAUACCUUCAGAAAUUCAGAUAACAAUUCAGUUUCAGAACAAAGCUAUUCGAAUUCACGCCUGUCGACGUCGGUCACGGACGAGUGCACUACUAACCAGGUAAGCCCUGUCGGGCAUUUAAAUAGCUGUUUAUCAAGGUGGGUUGAAACAGGUGUGGACAAUUACAUUAGAGAUAUAAUUUCUCAUGGAUAUAAAAUUCCUUUUAAAACAAUUCCAGAAAGUGUCGAUAUAAAAAACAAUAGAUCCUCAUUAGAAAAUGUAGAAUUUGUUUCGUCAGAAAUCGAGUCUUUGUUGGCAAAAAAUUGCAUUUCAGAGGUGAGUACUAAGCCAAGUGUGGUCAAUCCGCUUACUGUUGCAUAUAACAGAUCAGGUAAGUCUAGGUUAGUCCUAGACUGUAGACAUGUGAAUUUUCAUUUGCCUAAAUAUAGGUAUAGAUAUGAGGACGCUGAAGUAGCAAGAGACGUGUUUAAUAUCGGUGAUUUUGUUUUCACAUUUGAUCUUAAGUCAGCAUACCAUCAUAUUUCUAUAUUUGCAGAACACAGGCAGUAUCUGGGCUUUAGCUGGAAUAUCAAUGGUCGGCAAAAGUACUAUGUAUUCAAUGUUCUGCCUUUUGGUUUAUCUACAGCUGGUUACAUUUUUUCAAAAGUUACUAGGCAUUUUGUUAAGUACAUGAGGUCCAAUAAUGUCAAAAUUGUCAUGUAUUUGGAUGACGGUUUGGGAGGCAGUUCUUCACAGUCGGACGCUUUUAGAGUCAGUUGUUUUGUCAGGGAUGAUUUACAAAAGUUUGGAUUUUUGUUAGCUCAUGAAAAAUGUCAGUGGUUUCCGUCUCAAAACGUGAAUUGGUUAGGUUUAGAAUGGGAUUUUCAGAAUGGUUUUGUCAGGGUGUCUCGGGAGAGGAUAAGUAGGACAAUGUCUUUAGCAGCUGUUUAG
This is a messenger RNA of Magallana angulata, 1728 nucleotides long. RefSeq lists its product as uncharacterized. NCBI's taxonomy places the organism in Eukaryota, Metazoa, Mollusca, Bivalvia, Ostreida, Ostreidae. The transcript has a single exon. The record is from RefSeq and is a predicted model, not a curated record. Gene Ontology annotation, molecular function: zinc ion binding; nucleic acid binding. The coding region runs from base 22 to 1728 and encodes 568 amino acids.